Messenger RNA from Stegastes partitus (bicolor damselfish), 6296 nucleotides. It is a transcript of the gene mcf2la, whose product is annotated as mcf.2 cell line derived transforming sequence-like a. Gene Ontology annotation, cellular component: cytoplasm. Gene Ontology annotation, molecular function: protein binding; guanyl-nucleotide exchange factor activity. Gene Ontology annotation, biological process: intracellular signal transduction; positive regulation of Rho protein signal transduction. The transcript is spliced from 33 exons. NCBI's taxonomy places the organism in Eukaryota, Metazoa, Chordata, Actinopteri, Pomacentridae. The coding region runs from base 74 to 3730 and encodes 1218 amino acids. The record is from RefSeq and is a predicted model, not a curated record.
GAGAGGGGAAGGCCGCUUGAAAAGGUUCCAGACAAGCUCAUAGAUGUAGUAUGAAUCACGCUCUAAUAAGGCAAUGUCUCUUUUGGAGUUAAUUCAAGAGGGCCAGGAGGUGUUGUCUGAACUGCUCAACAAUCUGUCUGCAUCUAUCAGUCUGCUGACCCGACAAACGCAGAGCCAUCGGCCAGCCUGGAGACGAGAUGACAUCAUGCAGAAGGAUGGUCCUCUAUGUGCAGCGGAAAUCGGCUCUGAACUCCAGAAGCAGUUUGCCAUCCUGCCAGGGGGCCGUGGGAUGAACGGCAGCCCCAUCAUCGUCUUCCCAGAAUUCCCGGCUUUCAGCGAGCUGGAGGAGGAGGAGUUUCAAAACGUCCUCAGCUACCUCACCAGUGUCCCCAGCGUUGCAGCAUCAGGAGUGGGUUUCAUCCUGGUCAUCGACAGACGGCUGGACCGAUGGGCCGCCGUCAGGGCCACCCUGCUCCGCAUCGCAGGUUCAUUUCCAGGGAACUUACACUUGGUUCUGGUGUUGCGUCCCUCUACUUUGUUCCAGCGGACUCUGUCGGACUUCCUGUUCAAGUUCAACAAGGAUGAGUUCAAAAUGAAGGUGGUGAUGCUGAGUUCGGUGACUGAGCUCCAUGCGUAUAUUGACCCUGGACAACUGACCACAGAGCUGGGAGGCACACAGGAAUACUGCCAUGACAGCUGGAUCUCACACCGCACUGCCAUUGAGGCUUUUGCCCUGAUGGUGAAGACCACUGCUCAGACGCUGCAGGCGUUCGGCACCGAGCUUGCAGAGACAGAAUUACCCAACGAUGCCGAGGCCACCACCAACCUGCUGCACGUACACACUCUGAAGAAAGAUAAAAUGAAGGAGGACCUGCAAGUGGCACUGUCUCAAGGAGGACGCCUACUGGAGUGCAUCAAUGAGCCUCUGCAGACAGAUCCUGAGUACAGCAUGACGCAUGAUGAACUGGAAAACUUAGCUACUGUACAGAGACUCCUGGGUCAGCUGGAUGAAACAGAGAUGGCGUUCGAUGACUUCUGGGAGCGUCACCACACUAAACUAGAGCAGUGUUUGCAGCUGCGCCAUUUUGAACGGCACUUCCGUGAAGUGCGUGCCCAGCUUGACGUGACAUCGGAGCGGCUGUCAGGUUUCUCUGAGGUCAGCGUAAGCCCCGCCCACGCCGAGCACGUCCUCAGAGAGCUCAGCAUUCACGAGGACAAAGCCUGUGACGUGCUAGACCUUGCUCUGUCCCUGGCCAGUGAAGGUGACAGGCUGAUUGAAAACUCCCACUAUGCCGAGGACUCCAUCAGGCCAAAGUGCAGCGAGCUGAGAGGAGUGUGCGAGGAGAUCAGCUCCACUCUGAGGAGCAAGAAGAGCCUCCUGCUCAGAGCUUUGGAGCUCCACCAUGCUCUGGAGAAGGCAUCACGGUGGUGUGAGGACGGCAUCUUCCUGCUGGCCAGUCAGCCAGUGGACCGCUGUCAGUCUCAGGAUGGAGCUGAAGCGGCUCUGCAAGAGCUGGAGCGAUACCUGGAUACGGCAGCGCUGCACACCCUCGCUGACCGCGGCGCCAUCUGCUGCCAGUAUGAGGCGGUGCUCAACGCUCAGCUCAGGGACCAGGUAGAGAAAGUAUUCCAGAAACAAAGCUCUGUCCAGGAGAUGUUUGAGAAAAGACGCGUCAGCCUGAAGAAACUUGCUGCCAAACAGACUAGACCAGUCCAGCCAGUAGCUCCAAGGCCUGAAGUCAAGUCUCCACAAUCUUCUCCCAAUCAAGAGAGAAAAGAAAGGAGAUACUCUGCAGAUAACGUUAUCUGUAAAAAGGUAGAGUCUCCCAUACAUAAUGGUGGCACGAGACAUGCUUCGCUUUCAGAAGAAGAAGAAAACCUGGCAGUGCUUCGGCGUCACGUGAUGAACGAGCUGCUGGAGACGGAGAGAGCAUAUGUGGAGGAGCUGCUGUGUGUGCUGGAGGGCUAUGGAGCAGAGAUGGAGAACCCUGCCAUGGCUCACCUCAUCCCCAGCACCCUGCACAGCAAGAAGGACAUUCUGUUUGGCAACAUGUCUGAAAUCUACCAGUUUCAUAAGAGAACAUUUUUAAAGGAACUUGAAACGUACACUGACUGCCCAGAAUUAGUGGGCCGCUGCUUUUUAGAGAGGAUGAAGGACCUGCAGAUCUACGAGGCGUACUGCCAGAAUAAACCUCGCUCUGAGAGCUUGUGGAGACAGUGCUCCGACUGUGCCUUCUUCCAGGAGUGCCAGAAGAAGCUGGAACAUAAACUUGGUUUGGACUCCUACCUCCUUAAACCCGUCCAGAGAAUCACCAAGUACCAGCUACUGCUCAAGGAGUUGUUGAAGUACAGUAAAGGCUGUGAUGGCUGUGAUGACCUACAAGAAGCUCUCUCCUCCAUCCUGGGGAUCCUGAAAGCUGUAAACGACUCCAUGCAUCUCAUUGCCAUCACAGGAUACGAGGGGAACCUGUCCGAGCUGGGUCGUCUGCUGAUGCAGGGCUCCUUCAGCGUGUGGACGGAGCAUAAGAAAGGUCACGCCAAGGUCAAGGACCUGGCCAGGUUUAAGCCCAUGCAGAGGCACCUGUUCCUGCACGAGAAGGCCCUGCUCUUCUGUAAGAGGCGAGAGGAGAACGGGGAGGGCUACGAGAAAGCUCCAUCUUACAGCUUCAAACACUCGCUCAGUAUGAGUGCAGUGGGUAUUACAGAGAACGCUAAAGGAGACAACAAGAAGUUUGAGAUUUGGUGCAACUCCAGAGAAGAAGUUUUUAUAGUCCAGGCUCCAACAGCAGAGAUUAAAACAGCGUGGGUGAACGAGAUCCGCAAAGUUUUGACCCAGCAGCUCAAAGCCUGCAGAGAUGCCAGCCAGCAGAAGAGUUCAGACUCUGUUUCCCCAGUUCCCACCAGCAACAACACCUCCAUCUCCCUCAGUCCCUUCCGUAGCAGCAGUCAAAAGAACCAGAGGAAGCAAGAGGAUAAAAAGGCAGAGCCGAGUCCAACCUCUGACGCCAUCUCCUUUUCCUCCCCGAAACACAAAGAUGAACCAGUGACCAGUCCCACCACUGACAGGUCCUCAGUGGCUAAAAAGCGUUUUACUUUGCAGGGCUUCAGCAAUCUCAAGAGUCCGAAAGGUAACAUAGGCUCACAAUGCUACUCCUUCCCUCCUGUGUGCCCAGGCUCAGCUCUGAGCCCUGAGCACAGCUCCAAACGCCACUUGGUCAAGAGUGACCCCACACCAUUUGGGUUUAAAGAGCCGGCUCCCCACAUCACUCUGAGCAGAGUCAAAUGGAUGAGCACAUCUAGUCUGUUACAGAGCAAACGGCGAGGCUGGAACAAAGCAUCUCUCUCCGUGGACGCCUCAGAAGAGAACGACGGAUACUCCAGCGGCGAGGACCCCAUGAACUCUGACACCGAGGAUGAAGUCGGGAAGAAGCUGGCUCCAGGAAAGUACACAGUGGUGGCAGACUGUGAGAAGACGGGACCUCAGGAGCUGUCUGUCAAGAGCGGAGAUGUGGUCCAGCUAAUCAGAGAAGGAGAGGAGGGACAGUGGUUUGUGAAGAACCUUCGCAGCAGUAAGGAGGGCUGGGUGGCAGCAGCAAACCUCCUCAGCCUCAUCUCAGAGUCCAAGUCAUCCCAAUCACUCAGCAGCUCAGAUGGCAGCGUCUCUGGGAACCUCAGCACUUCUUCCAGCUGCAGUGAGACCUACACCAGCUUCUCUGACAUCAAACCCUGACCCGAGACCACUGUCCCAACACCGUCCCUCGAGCUAAAACUAUUUCCAGGUGGAAAGCUAAAGCUGAUCUGACAGGAGGACAGAAUCAAAAUGUUGCUUUUUUUCCUCAUUCGCACAGAAAGCCCUCCUCAACCAACAACCGAAUCAAUCCCUGCGUCAACCACACCCACCUUUUCUGAGUAUUCACCUUUUAGCCUCAUAGCAAAAGACAAACUCUCAUUUAAAAUCUGUUUUAGCUUCACAAAUUGCAGCAUGUCAGUUGAAUUUAAGUGUAUUUAUUUCCACAGUUCAUGCCGGAGAAAGAAAAUAUCAGGGAUCAGUCAUUCCUCAGAACACAAGUUAAAGUCACCUCCUGUCAGGCCAUCUUUAAAAAUAUAAAUGUCUUCAUUUAAUCCUUGUGAUUAUGUAGCAUUAGAGUGGACAAUUUUAAGAAUACCUGCACUAAACACGAGGCAGCGGACAAGACUGUUGGUGUCGAACCCCUUCAAGUGGACAACAUCACAGCAUAGCGACAGAUUCUUGUGUGAAACAUCCGCAGAUACUAUCAGACAGGUAUUUCACAUGAUACACCGGCUUUAGUGUCAGACACUGAUCGUACACUGUGAAAAGUAGCAGGCGGCUGCAACGAGAAAAAAGCUUUCAGUGCAUCUUGGAGCAAAACUGAGCAGGUUGAAUGUUCGGGGCAUGUUGCCGUAAGCCUUUUUUGUACAUGGGACGCAUCCCUGUGGUGUCAAAAGUAGUUGGUUUUCUAUUUUUUCCCCUUUCAAGAAUGCUGUAUUCCUCCCGUAUUGUUACCAUGAGCUUCCUUUAAGCCUGUUUUUUUUUUGUUAAAAACACAGAGUCACCAGGUGAAUGUCACCAACAGCACAGCCUGGUGGUCAGAUGUCUUGCACUUCUCCAACUACUCGCAUUACCGUCUGUACAAAUCGCUUACACAAAGAGUGGCAGCUUGGACAACUUUUGAACCUCUUCGUUUUUUUAAGAGGAAUUAUGUAACUUGCCUCUGAACUGCUCUGGAUUUACCUCUCAGGAAGCCCAAGAAGUUACGUGGGCAGGCAGGUGUGACCGCAUACCUGCUUGUGUCGACUACAUGUCUUUAUGUGUGUGUGUGCAUUCUUGCUCAUGAGAACAAAAUGCUUUGUUUCAUACCUGCAGAAAGUCUCUAAAGCCACAGACACCACAUCAGAUUUGCAGAAAAGGCCCAAUUAAGUUUUUUAAAAUUUAAAUUGCAAACUGUUUACAAGGUUGGGUGGGUGUCAUAGUGGUGAGACAGCAAGAAUAAUUCAUGUGAAGUCACCUGCUGGGUUAAUUUUUAUAUUCCUGGCAAUUUGCUGGUAGUGCCACCUCAGCCAUCCACACACUAGUGUCCCACACCUCAAUAUUCUGCACGUUUGUCCACUUUUUGUGUCACUGUGCUCACCUAUCUUUGGUCUGCAACAAAAGCCGCCUUUGUCCUCUCCCUCUGCUCCCAGCCCCAUUCAGGCAUGUGACAGUAGCCACUUCUCCGCAAGCUGGGCAAACCGGGGCCCAGACCUGCUCAACAUGUUUGCACCUCCAGCCUGAGAGCAAUAUUUGUUUACUUGACACCAAAAUGUAGCCGAGAAACACCCCAGUUGAGUAAAACACAAAAAAGUAAAAAAAAUAAAGUCUGACUUUCAGUGUGAGGUGAGUAAACUAAACCCGGCUGUUCUUCACACACACAAGGAACCUGUGCUAUCCUGAACACUGAAUGACACCUUUUCUUGUCCUUGUUUUCUAAGGGGAAACAUGUUUUUUUUAUAUGAGAAGAUUUCUACUGUAUCCACACUGUAAAACAAUCCUUUUUUUCCCAUCUAUGAUGUUGAAUGUGUGACCCUGUUAUCACACAGGAAAGUGCAGCAUGCUGUUGCAUCAAAACCAACCCCACCCGUUGUUGUCCACUGGCUCAACGAAGCCACGAUUAACGCCACUUCUGUUUCUUUAAUUGGAAACUAGUUUGCAGGUCGUUUGAUGUCCGACUGUGAGCUAAAGCAGAGAGUAAACCGUGGCUGGCGUUGUGUGUCCUGUAAGACUGAGAAAUGUGUGUUACACUUGUACAGAUGUGUCCUCGAUACCUCACACGGUUUUCCUCAAGAGCAUGUAUACUGUCACGAGGAUCAUGGUGUCCGUGAGUGUCCUUGUCUCUCUGUAUAUCAUCACUCUUUGUGGCCCCCCUGAUUCUAAACCUCCUGGACAAGGCUAUAUUUUUACCUGUUGUAUAUUGUGAGAGUUUAUUUUCUGCCCUCUUACGAAAGCUGACGCGGGCACUAAACUUGUCAGUGUUUGAUCAUGAUCCCACAAUAAAGAAUUAUUUGUACUUUUAAAUCCGAGGCUGGAGAGAUGAGAAAGGGUUAUAUUUUUUAGUUUCUGUUUAUGCAGCACAUUGCAGCGACCACUGUUUUUAUUUUCCUAUUGUAUAUCUACUGAGUAUGGUGUUGAUAUAAGAAUAUUAUAAUAAGACAUAUCUGUGUAUAUUUGUACAUAUGUAAUUCUGACUUGUAUGUAAAAUGAAAAGCAGCUUUAAUAAAGUCUGAGAUGGUUUCCUCUA